AUGAUGGAUUCAAUUGUUGAAUUUGCCAUCAACUGCCUAGUCAACCUGCAUCCACUGGCCUCCUACACCUACCUCUCUCUGGGCUUCUAUUUCCACCUCAACAAUGGCAUGGGCCACUUCUUCUGUGAGUUGACAGAGGAGAAUCUCGAGGGUGCCAAGCAUCUCUUGAAGAUGGAAAACCAGCUCGGUGGUCAUAUUCUCUUCCAGGACGAGCAGAAGCCUUCCCAAGAUGAGUGGGGCAAAACUCAGGAUGCCAUGGAAGCUGCCAUGGUCACGGAGAGGAAUCUGAAGCAGGCCCGUUGGUAUCUGCAUGCCCUGGAUUCUACCUACAAAGACCCUGAUCUCUGCGACUUCCUGGAUAACUGCUUCCUGGCUGAGGAGGUGAAACUCAUCAAAAAGAUGGGCAACCACCUGACUCACCUCCAGAGUCUGGCUGGCCCCCAGGCUGGGCUGGGUUCAUGCUUUUGA
Messenger RNA from Eptesicus fuscus (big brown bat), 468 nucleotides. RefSeq names its product ferritin light chain-like. The transcript has 3 exons. Gene Ontology annotation, molecular function: ferric iron binding; ferrous iron binding. The record is from RefSeq and is a predicted model, not a curated record. Gene Ontology annotation, biological process: intracellular iron ion homeostasis; iron ion transport. Gene Ontology annotation, cellular component: cytoplasm. Lineage: Eukaryota; Metazoa; Chordata; Mammalia; Chiroptera; Vespertilionidae. Bases 1 to 468 code for a protein of 155 amino acids.